UUGGCGCUUUUUCCGACCAACCUUCUGUAUUGUCGGAAUCAUAACAAGCUUGUCGUCUUCAGCCAUCAUGGCGAACCCUCGGAAGUUUAGCGAGAAAAUAGCCUUGCACACUCAAAAGCAGGCUGAGGAGACAGCUGCUUUUGAGGCUAUUUUACAAGAAGUUAAUUCUGCUACCAGGGAGCCUCCAAGAUACCAGAAACAGCAGCAACAGCAGCAGCAGCAACAACAACAACAACAUAUUGCUCCAAAUUUGGGUACCUACAGAGGAGGGUCACUUCCCAAUGUCAAUCAAAUAGCUGCAAAUCAGGGUAUUGAUUUACAAGCUACAUUACAGCAUUUAGAUGAUAUGAAACAAGGCAGAACAAAUUUGGUUGAUCGUGGUCAUGGAAGACAAGAAAGACAUAGGCAGCAGAUUGGACCACACAGACGAAACUUUCCACCUGAUAAAAGGAUUGAUUCAUCACCGUAUGGAUCUUCCUAUCACCUGUCUCCACCACCAGACACCAGUUGGCGUAGUUAUGGGCUCCCCAAGAUGAACCGCUAUCUGUAUAGUGGCGUUUCCUUGUCUCGGGUGCACUCUGACCCCUCCCUGCACAUGAAUGCAAUGGGCGGAAAUACAGCAAAUAAAAAUUAUACGCAUCCCCCCGUGACACCACCGUCCCAUCGCCGUAUUGUAGAGAUGGUUGGAGAGAAUGCAGGGGACAGCCUCCAGUUAAAUUUCUGGGAUUCUAAGAAAAUGGGACCAUCGAGGCCAAAGUCUUGUGAGGUUCCCAAUAUCAACAUUUACCCCAGCCAGGAGCAGGAGGGCAGCAGCUCACAAGGGGGUGGUGCCAUCAUCCCGAUGACGGCCAACAAUACAGGCUCCCUGCCUGACCUGUCUGUGCUGCAGUUUCCCUCCCCACUGGUCACACCCCUGGACCAGGAGGACCCCUACAAUACGGCCAAUGCUGUGGCUGGCGUGGCCAAUCAGGGCAACAGCCCUGUGAGUCUAAGCCCCACCAGUCCGCGACAUAUGCCAGGCAUGGCCCACUCGAGCCCGCAGAGCCCUAAUCAGCGCCGCCGCCAGCCAGGAGGCAUGGCUCUUCCCAGCCCGCUGGUGUUGAAUCAGAUGGGAGGCCCACCCUCGCCCGCUGGAAUGGCAGAUAUGGACCCGUGCAUGCGACAGCAGUACAUGUUGUGUUUACAACAGCAGCAACAGCUACAGCAACAACAGCAGCAGCAGCAGCAAAUGAGGCACCGGGGCUCCCCCCACAGCCAACCCUACCCGACUCCUGUCUCUCCCUUAUACUCGCCCACGCAUCGGUCGCUAAACCACCAACGGCAAGCCACUAAGCCUUCAUUGCACAAUCACUCGCACCACAUAGGCUCUCCGACUGGUUCCCCAACACACAGCACCCCCUUGCCCCCCAAUCAGCAGCCACAGCUUCACCAGGCUCAGUUCUCACCCCCCAUCCAGCCACAGCAACAACAACAACAACAACAACACACAAACCCCCAACAGCAUCAGCAUCAGCAACAACAACAACAACAACAACACCAGCGUCAGCAAUCUCCCCUGUCGCCCCCGGUGCCUCAAGUGCACAUCACCAACUGUGAUGACCCGAGUACGCAGGCGUCCAUGACGCAGUACCGCAACAAUGCGGUCUCUGAAACAAACUGCCAGUCUCCCACCUCCCCCCAUUCAGCCCCCUCUUACAGUCCUUCCCAGUCCCCUGGGCUGAACCCCACCACUCAAGCUGUCAACUCAACCUUCAGCGACUCAUACUACAUUCAGCAGCAGCAGCAGCAGACCAACGCUCUGCAACAUCAGUUCGAGCAGUUCAACAUGAAUCCUCCUGGGGACCCAACCACCAUGGGCUCCACAGUCAUGACCAGCAACGGCCUGGGUUUAGUCAGUAGCAGUAGCGCUAACAACAUCAACAGUAUGGCCUUCUCCCAACAGCCGGGAUUAGCAUUACAGUACUCUCAGGCAGCCAUGCUGGGACUGACUAGCUCGGAUGACCUCUUCCAACCACAUUUCCUGGGGCCUAUUGAUGUGAUGGCUAGUGGUCAAUCGGGCAGUCACCCAUCAGUGUCCAGCAGCCGGCCUAUGGCCCAGAGCAACUCUGUUUCUUCACCCACUUCUGGCAGCAAGAUUCCUGACAUUGUUCUCACUGGUGCUGACGACUUGUGUCGGUUACCUCUAGAUUUUGCCAAAGAUUUGGGUAAUGCCAUCACGGGCAUGACCGAUGGAUUUGACACUGACUUUCUCACCAAUGACGAAGCUUUCAAGGCUGGAUUGGAUCCGUUAGAUUUGGAAGAAAUUCAGAUGUUAACAGAUGCUAGUUUAGUUGCCGACCCUGCCACAGAAGACACUUUCAAGUUGGACAGAUUGUAAUAGGCCCUGCGAAAUGCAGGCUGGCAGAACAAAAGUGUUUGACUUACAUUUGUACGCUUUGCUCUAAUCAGAGCUUUUAAAGUUUGCUGACGAAAAUUUCCCUGUUUAUUAAGCACGGACAAGAUGUCGCAGCUUUUAUCCUCUUAUAUGUGUUCACCAACACUGUCGGUCUGCCUGUGGAGUUUCCUGCACAUUGACAGAAAAUUCUGGGAGAGGAGCAGCUUGUUUCUUCGAAGUAGGUGAUCACAGAGAGUUGUGGUGCAGGUGUGCAUGUGUGUGCUUGUGGUGCUCUAGGUGGCGACAAUGUGUGCUGACAAUCACUUGGCAGUCUGAACGGGUGCGUGUAGGACAGGAUUGCUGACAGUGGAUCCUGCUUCUAGUGGCUGUGUGUUCACAAAGACCCAGGAACAUGUACAGGACUCACAGAUGCAGCUGUAAGAUCACAAGGACUUUGUUUUAUCCUCUGCUUUAUUGGUAUUUUUUGCUAAAGUGAUUUGUGAUGGAAUAUUAUGCUUUUUUUAAGAAUCAUUAUAAAAGAAAUUUACUCAUGGGAAGCAAGCCUAACUCAUUGUAUAUCAAUCAAUACUUCCUUCCCUCUUUCUUCCCAGCUUGGCCCUAGUACUGAAGUGGAUGGAAGCAAAUUAAAGAUACAUUUGGCAUGUUUCAAGCAUUCUUAGUUUACAUAGUUUUGGGUAAUUGCGCAAAUCGACACUUGGUAAAAUAUUUGGUAAAGUAAAAGCCUAGUAUUGUUCAUAAAGCAUAGAAAUCUGUAUUGUUUGUAAAGUACUGGUUUUUGUAUCUGUUCACUGCAUCCUUUCAGCUGUCAUCUGUAUGGAAGGUUAAUUGGUUUAUUAGCGCUUUCAGCAUGUCUCAGCUUCUGCUUCACUUCGAUUGACUGCUCAUGAAUGAAAUUCUUUUAUUGUCAUUUUUAUCAUUUCUUCUCAUAAUGCAGAAACUCGUAGGUCAUUUCACAUGGGAAUGUUAUACCACUUUUUUCUUUCCUCAAACCAACGUAUUCAGUUGUUUUUUUUUUAAAUGUCUGUUGUUAUGGUGUUGUCUUUAUUUAAUGCAAACUUAUUGAUAUGCUCAGGUUUAUUAUGGAUGAAAGAUAACUUUUUGGAAGACACAGCAUUCUUCAGUACAGUUUCUUUUCUUUUUUUCAUUUCAUCUUAUGGUCACUGCUCUUCAUCAACAAUAACGCAUGUUAAAAUGAAGAUGUCUUCAUUUCUGGAGCUGCGCAGGCUUACUUUUUAAUUUAAUGAAAGCCUUGUUUUGAGUUGAGCUGAAAGAACAAAGGAAGAAAUAUAGUAUUUCGUGCUAGCUUUUUUUAAACUCAUCAUGUCGUCUUUGCAGAAUAUCAAUAUUGCAUUGGCAAGAGUAAAUCAUAAAGAGUAUUUUAGGGGGAAAAACAAUUUAGGAAAUAUUAUGAACAAUGCUUUGAUGGGUAAUGAUGCCAGAUGAAUUGUCCUUUACUGUAAAGAGGAAAGAUGAUGUAUGCUUAAUUGUGUCUUCAGUGAGAAAAAGAAAAUUGUGUGUGUCUUUGAACUCUUUAUAGACUUAACUCUCAUGUUUAAAGUUAUGUUAAAUGUAGGUAAGACAACUGUUGAUGCAGAAUCAGUCUUCAAAUGUUAAGGAAUUUUACUACCUGAAAAAUUGAAUGUGAUGGAAUUGAUUUUGUGAUAUUUAGAGGAAUAGGUAAUGAGCUGUAUUGCUUAAGGAUGCUUAUAGUAAACGACAAGAAAUAAUUAUUUGUGAGGGUCUAAUUGGGAUCUUUUGUCCUUUAGUGUGGAUGCACUUCUAGUUGUUGCUGUUAUGCUCUCUGCUCUCUGCAGAGCGGGUGCUGUGGUCUUUGUACAGCAGAAACAAAAGUUCAUGUGACUGCUGUGCUCUUUUAGUAUUAGUCGUUGAGAGGAGUUGCUGUUGUCUGCUGGACAAAUGUCAAAGUUUGAGGCAUUCUUUGCUUUCUUUUGUCACAAAUAGUGGACAGUUUGCGUUGUAUGCUUCUGUUAUGGAAUCUUCUGCAUAUGAAGAUGUGAUGAUUUUCUUUUUGGGGGUCUUAGGAUUUCUUAGAAUGAUCGUUUGAGAGCAGGUCACGCUGCAGUGUUUAUCAGGGCUGCCCAUCGCUACGAAUUUGGUGGAAUAGUCAUGAUUUUUAUUCAAUUUUACGAAAAUACGAUUGUUUUACCUCUGAUUCUGAUUUUAGAAAGUUUCUGUUAUCCCAACUCACUGCCAACCUUCCCAGUGUAUAAGGGAAGAAAAACUACAUACCCAGACAGUCUACGUCACUAUGUCACUUGAAGAUGUCUAACUUUAACAUCCUCUUUGCCUUGAGCCUUGUAGUCGUUCAGUGCCAGUUUGCCCCAAGAAAAACUUAAGAUUUUAGAAGUGCUGAAUCCAGGAGUAAGGUAAACAUUAGGUUGACAGGGUGUUAGCAAAUUCCUGUCUUUUUAUGCUGUGUAUGACAGCUAAGGCCAGUGAAAGAUAUUUUUAUAAAGAAGGAUCAGUGUUUGAAACAUAGUACAAAAGCCCCCAUUUCUUACCUUUUUUUAAUUUAACUCCACCGGUGACGAGCCCAUCAAGACCUUUUUUUUUCAUCAUGCCUUUGUUUUCACUUGAGUUACUUUUACACUUGCCUGACUAAACCCCUGUCCUUGAAACCCCAACCCCGUAGAAAAAGACGAUCCAUAGCUCUAUUACGAAUUUUUAAGCCAGAUUGCUAAUUAUCUAUUUGCUGAUUACUAAAACAUAUAUGCUGGUGAGUGGGCAGCCCUGCUUUAUGCUUGGUUUUCUGCAUUUAUUUUCUGGCAGAUGCGCCUUUUUCAUGUGAACUGCAUUUCGUAGUAACACAUCACAUCAGAUUUAUCGUUUUUAGGAAGGGAAAAAUUUAAUCCAUAUAUCACUUUUAUAAAAGAGGGGUCUUUUUUGCUGUAGUUGGAAGUGAUCUUUCAAAUUAUGUAAGACGAAAUAUAUACAGUGUUGAAAGCUUGAUUCUAGUCUUGUAACAACUUGCCCUUCAAAUAGGAAAAUACCUGAAAGUAGACUUGUCAAUCUUAUCUAAAUGACUUUACACUGGCAUGAAUAUAUAUGUGUAUAGACCGAUACUCUUAAUGUGGAAUAAUCAUUAUGACUGAUUGGACAUAAAAUGAUAAUCUGAUGUAUGGCCAGGGUUUUUGUUUUUAAUCUCAGACUUUCUCAUUCCUCUUGCUCACAACUCUGUGGAAACAACUCUGUGGAAAAAAUGCAGUAUUUAAUAGGUUCCAAUGUUCAUAUAAUGUAUGCCAUUGAGGUCUUAACCUCCUUGAAGCGUCUCCAGCACCAUCGUGUGGUAAGAGUGAUCAUACAGAAAGGAAAACAUUGGUAGUACACAUCUGUUGGUUUUGAGCUCAAAAUCUCAAUGGCAGGCAGGAUACAGUGUGCAAUUUUUGCAUUGACAGCAGUCGCAGAUUAUGGCCUUGUUUCUCAUUUAUCACUCAGCAUGUUGAUCACCCACUGCUGUUGUCACCCAUUCCUUUUGUGUCAUGAGAUGCUAUUAUUUUAUGUUGUGCACCUUGUGUUGGCUUUGUAUUGGUGCAUUGAAGAGUUUGAAGGGGGGGGGGGGUGGAGAUAUUGUUUUAAUGUUGCAACUGUCGUCUGUCACUGCUCGCCUUUCUUGUGUGGUCAUAGACGAGGUGUGUAUGUUCUUGUGACUCAGUUGUCAAUGCGUGUGCCUUGUCUGUGCAAUGAAUGUUACCUGUCUAAUUAUGUCAUCUUUAGCAAAGGAGAGCUAUAAAAGCAUUCCUAACUGAUUCUGUGUAGUGACAUGGAGGUGAUGCUGUGUCAUAUUUUGAACGGUGAUGAUCUGCUGUGGUUGGCCUUUGUGUUUCCUCUUGGUGUCUGUGUCUGAAAUGUCUGUACAAUUUUUUGCUCGUCUUUUUUACUGCAAUUUUUGUCCCUGUAGAUUGUAAGGUAUACUUUUGUAUUGCUUUUAUCCAUUUAUUUUUAUACUGAAGUGUUGCUGAAACUUUCCAUGUGGUCAAUGAACUGUUUUAGAGAAUAGUGAGGUGUCAAAAAAGAUGUCACAGUGUCCUGAUAGAGAGAAAAUUGUAUUUUUCUUUGGUUUCGAGGCUCUUAUAUUUAAAAGUUCCAUGUUCUGUGAAGAAGGAAAAAACAAAACAAAUGUUGUUGAAAGUCAAGCUGUUUGAGAUUUUUCUUUGAAUUUUCAAUUUGUUUCAGUGGUUUUGUUUUCAUUUCUUUGAACAAUGUAACCUUCAUAAAGCUGUUCACAUCAUAUAUGCCACUUCCUUUUUUUUUUACGAACGAAGGAAAUAGAAUGACAGGAUGCAAAUUAGUAUCCCAUUAUUCUACAUUGCCAUAGCUAGGGGCUGCAUUUUGGUCAAUAUUUCGCAACAGGAGUGUCUUGGAUACUUUUUCCACUGCCCAAGUAACUUUAGAAGGCAAAGUGGCAGUUUUGUGGUGGUUUCACAUUGUCAAGGGGGCCUGGGAUGACUGCUGUCUUGGAGUAGAUUCAAUCAAAGUCUAUUUGAACAUUUGAUCCGGUGAUACAAUUUGCGUGCUUCUGGCUUAUGUUACAGUACUUCAUGGUGACUCUUUUUUGUUGAUCUUUUUUCCUGUUUCCAUUGUUCACUUAUAUUGCAAGUCAGUACAGACCUUUUACAUUUGUAAGUCAGUUAUUUUUGUUUGCUCCCUUCUGUUUGCAUUGUUCUGUACCAGGUUUCAAGUUCACUUCUAAAUCUUAUUGCUAAUUUUGAAAAGUUUUGUCGAAUUGAUGUGUAAAGUCGAACAACGACAUUGCUGCAGGAAAAUUUAGCAAGAUCCUAUAUUUCAAGACUUAGUCUUUGGCUUAUGUCUGCAAUUUUUUCUUCUAAAUAUGUCCCAAGGUACUGGUUCAUUUCACUUUAGAUUUUAGCUGCUGAGGACAACACUACUGUCCAAUACUUUCACAGUUGAUAUGACUUCAGUUUUGAAAGAGUGUGUGCUCUAUGAAGGUGUGGCUAGUUAGGUUCAGAAUGGGCAAUAAUACACAAUGGUAAUUAACCGAUGCAUGUGACAUGAGAGUGGAUUAUAUGGAAGUGAAGUAAUCUUGCUGUUUUAAUACUGUUGUUUGAACUCACUUUUAUUUAAUUUGUCAUGUUAAGGGUGGUUUUAAUUUUGAUCUGAAUGGCUAUGGGUUUAUGUCUUGUGUAAUCUGUGGCUUAAAAUUGACAAGAGUGGUACAUGUACAUACUUUAUGAGAUAUAAGGGUUGGGGGAAAAAUGCUUUUAUAUAUAAUAUUAUCACUUGCCUUUGCGAUUUCAAAGUGACUGUAAAAAAAAAAAAAAAAAUAAAAAUCUGACAAUGCUAUUUUCCUCUUUCUUUCUGUCUUUCUCACUGGCCUUUAAUUUUUGGCUCCACCGCCCAGCUCUGGUAUUGUUUGCAUACUUCAUCUUUGCGUGAUGGAAUCACAAUCUUGAGUAGAAAAGAGAAUGGUCUGUGUUGAGGAUGGCCCAAAGACUACCAGAGUGCAUUGUGAUAAGGGUGCUUUGGCUUCUCCCAGUGUAAUGUCGAGAGUGAAACUUCUUUCUCUCUUUCUUUCUUUAAUCAUUCAUAUGAACAAAUUGGCCGUCCAGACACAUUUGCCAAUCAUUAUGCUCUCACACUGCAUCUCCUGGUCUGGUGAAAAGUCAUACAUUAUACUGUCCUCUUCAUGUCCACAUGACUUCAAUUAUUUGAGCACAUGGAUGGCUACUCAGAACGCCUCUACGGGUGAUGGGCAAACGAUGCUGGAUUAUCUACAGAUUCAUUGGUCUAGUGAACGCUGUGCCUUACUUAAGUAGUGACAUUUCUUCAAUAAGUAGCACCCCAGAGUCCCUUGUACAGAUUUUGAUGUAUCUUUUUCAAUUAAAAGAGGUUACAGAUUUGAAAGUUGCAAGCAGUAGUUUAUUUUUUUCUUUUCUUUUGGAAAUAAAGGAAAUAUUUUAAAAUAUUAAGUGAUAGUGAUCAAUCAAAUGAUUACAUCGUUCAGCUGUUAUGAUUUAGGUCCUGACAGAAUAAAUUGUGUUUCAACUGAGACAAGUGUUCAGUGUUUGUUGUAUAGGAAGAUAGCUGUGUUGAUGUAUUUCUCAUUCAUGGCCGGAAUCUUAGUGAUUUAGAUUUUGUAGGUCAAAGUUUGGCUUGAGGCUGCCAAAAUGAUUCGUAUGUUCACUUCAGAUCUGAAAGUGCUCUUUGGUUGCUUUCUGUACAUUUUGCACACAGAGACAUUUUUUGACUGUUGUUUGAUGAAACUGCUCCACACUGUGAAGGUUUCUAGUUUGGGUCUGUUUUAUUGUCUCAGAAAAUCUUUGAAAGUGUAUCUCCUAGUCUUUUCCCCUUUUUAAGUGAUUAAUUUGUUUUAAAGAUUUUAUCAUUUUUUUGUGAUAUGAAGCAGUGAUACAGACAACAGGUUUUCAUCUUUCCUUUUGUGUUUUCAGAAAGAGGAGCAGGCGCUGAGGUACAUGUCUCUGACUUUUCUUUCACUAAAAGUUAUUCACAACAUUAUUGGUGCUGAUCAGACAUAUACUAUUGUCAAAAUGGUUAGUUUUGUCCUCAAGGAUAUGUUUCUAAGAAAAAAGGAGCAUUGCACGUUAUUUGAAAAAACUAAAGAGUUAAUGUAUGUGCCUGAGAAUGAUGCUACCAAGAGUACUGAUAGUGAAAUCUUGAAAUGUGUGGUAUAUUUCUGUAUGUUUUAAAUUCAGCAGAAAACUAAAAUUGUAGCACAUGAAGCUACAAAAUAAGAAAACAGUCUGUAAAUUUGAAUACUGGCCCUUUUUUUUAGCCUAUAAAGGAAUGGCUGCAACAGUUUCACUGCUAGCUAUUUGGCAGUCACAGUUCACAGUAGACAGUAAUCUUGUUAGGUAUACAGGUCAUCAGGUCAGUAGGCCUUUUGGAAGAUUUCUUUUUUUCUCCUUGAUUUCUGUGAUCUUGUGGAUUGUGCCACAUGAUACUGUAGCUCUUCCUGCCUGUUUUCUCUCACACUGAAUGCAGUAUGCAGGUUUUUCCUUCUAGGUUUAUACGGUUGAGAGGUUUUUCAUUCAGAUGUGAGUGGUUGCAAGUUGUCUGUUCUCUCACUAUCAGAAGUGGAAACCUUCUUUUCUUUAUCUGGCUUUGGGUGGGGGUGUAUGUACUCCUAGUGCUGACUCCGCAUUAGCUACCUCUGCACAUUCUUUAAUUGCUAGUUGCAUUCAACUGGUGGUUGUGCAAAGAGAAAGGCCUUUCAGUCCAACCCUCUCUCUCAUUGUCGUUGGGUACAUGUUGAUAGUUUAUGUGGAAGUUCAUACAUGACACGAUGAUGCUCAGUCGAUUGCUGAGGUAAAAGGGUGGUCCUUGGGGCUCUUGUCAUGAGUGCAGUCACUUGCCUCUUUUAUGUAAACCUUCUACUUUUCUCCUUGUCACUGGUAAAUGUACUGCACAGUAAAUAUGCCCUCACUUUUCUUAAUUGCAUGUGUGACCUCUGUAUAUGAAGAUUAAUUUGUUUUUUUAAAAAUUUCUCUCAAUUUCAAUCUGGUUGUUAGCAUUUAAAAAGUACUUUUUGUAGAGCAUCAAUUUUUUUUUCACUUGCCUCUCAGGCUGCACCGUCAGCCAUCAUGCACUUCUCAUAAAUAAAGCUGAUGUAAUAAAGGUGUGAUACAAAUCUGUGGCCACUCCUUUUAGUUGGCAGCUGUUUCUGCUGAGUGCUUGAGGAUUGAUGGCUUCUCUUGCUGGCCUGAAUAGUGCCUUACCACGAAAUGGGUUGUGGUAGUUUCAGAUAGAGGCUGUUGGAAUACGUAGUACACAAAAUGUGGGACUAAAAUACUUGAGAUAUAGAUUGUCCUGUCUGUGAACCCAACGGCAAAGGGAGAUGGAGGAAAGACCUUGAAUAUUUUCUGAUCUUUGGGCUCAUUCAUUGUUUUAAGUAGAAUGCCAAGCAUGUAAUUUUGCCAACUACUUUCUUGUCAGGCUUAGCUCUUUCUUGCACAUCAAGCAGUGGAGAAAUUUUAUUUUAUGUUGAACGGGAUGUAGAGUACAAAUUCACAUAUAUAUGAUUUCGAGGAAGGCUUGUGCAUUGUCUGUUCGUGAGUGUAUUUGUCAGAUGCAAUCAUCAUGUGGGGCUUUUCUGUCUGCUGCAGCCUUGGCCAGUCACAAAAUAUCCUUCAACUAGUCGUGGACAAAAUAAUUACUUGUGAUGCAUGUUUAUAAAUGUUCUGAACUUUUUCAAGUAUAUUUCCUUGUUUAUGUUCUCAUAGAUAUCUACGUAUCUACAUACAUAUAUCUUUUUUUUUUUAAUGCCUUUGUUGUUUAGUUUGAUAUUGUAAAUGUGGGCAGUGGGUGUGGCAUUUACUAUUUUGUUGGCCUCUACAUUGUUAUUGUAUAGCUCAUAAUCUACUUAUUUUCUAGAAUACAGUCUAUAUCUGAGACAACUGAUGGUUUGGGGGAGUUAAUAGGCUUACCAUUGGCAGAGUGCUGUUCAGUCUCCGACUACACUUCCAUAUUUCAAACUGGGCUUAAUCUUUUUACUGAAUUUGGUGCGAGUCUGGCAAUUUGCUGUAGUUCCUUGUUUUAAAUUUCUCUUCUCUCCCAUUGAUGCCCUUCUUUUCGUUGAUGCAGAAUUAUAUUUGUUUUACUGUAAUGAGUCUGUUCCAAUAUCCUCUCAAACUGUGGAUAGUGGCAUUGACUCCUGAGCAUAGGUCUGUCCCAUUUCGGGACCCCAACAGCAGAGAACUAUAGAAAAAGAUUGCUUGAUGACAGGCUUCUAGGGCCAUGGAGAAGGUCAAUAAUGUAGAUGUUUACCAGAGACCUCUGUUCCAAUCUUACCCAUAGUUUUAAUGUUCAUGUUGAGUAACUGGUGUUCAUUAGCUUUUCUUUCUUGUGAAUGCACACAUUUGAUUAUAUACUUUUCACCAAUCUUUGUAUAUUUGAUUAUUUCAGUGUUCCUUUCUUUUUGUUUUCAUUUUUGUUUUCACUCUUAUCACAUUUCUUUCUUCAAACAAAAUUGAAACACACACAUACCCAAAGGAAUAACAAGUACAGAUAUUCUGUGUUUGUUUUGACAAAGUUCUGUGAUCAAUUUCCGUAAUGAUUUUUGCUCUCAUUCUGUAACUACAGUAUUUUAUAAACCAAGCGGCUGGUUUUGUGAGUUUUCUUCAGCGUGACUUUUUAGGUUGAUAUGGAGGGGUACUAAACAUUAUGCGCCUGUGAAUAGGUAGUUUUAUUUCAGCAUGGUAUGUGAUCACUUUAUUACCUCAUGUAGAAACCAGAGGGGCAGAUGGUGUGUUAAUAGAAAAAUCAAUUAUAGAAAUACUUUUUAAUAUUAAUGAAUAUAGUAAUUGAAAACUAGGGGGUAGAAAAUUUGAAAGAAAAGAAAAAAACAAACCCCCCCCCCCAAUUUGUUACCAGAAUGAGGGCAAAAAUUUAGACUGUAAACUUUAUGAUUCUUGUGAUUUAGGAUGCCACAGAAAGCUUGUCAACAAAUUUAUUGUGAGCUUACUGUUUUGGGGCAACUUUAUUUAUGACUAAAUUAUUAUUUAAGUGCCAAAAAGUGAUUCACUAGUUCAUUUUGAUUUUUAUCAAAGAUCCUUAUUUAAUCAUGCAAGUUUGAUUGGUGUAGACCCUGUGAAACAAAGACAUUCCAUGAACUUUUGUAGCACAAUACCAUUGGAUGACCAUGAACUUGCUUUGAAGAUGCAUGCUCAAUUUAAUGACAUCAAAAUGAGAGACGAACAUUUCUGUGCACGCCAAAAGUAAAGAGUCAAGUGUCUUAGAUGCGAACUGCUGAAAAGCUGGAGUGACCUCUUGUAUCUUGAAAAUUAAAGGGACAGCAAGCAGGGAUUUUUGUUUUCUCUUUUCAGCUAAAGACAUGAUAAUAUUGCCUUCAUACAAUAAUCAGUCCAUUUGAAGUGAAUUAUAGUUUUCCACAAACAUCAGUACUAUUUAUGUCAUGUUACGGGAGUGUUUCAACUCUGCCUGAGGGAUACUCGAUGAAAAUCCUCCCCAGAUGGGAAUCGACCUCACAUGGGAAUUAAACUCACAUCCUCUGUGUGCGAUGUCAAAGCUACACAAGGGAUACCGGUAGUUAUUUUGAGGGAGGGGGGGAAAAACCGCCAACAUUUUGUGGUGUUCCUGUCUCAACUUGGGAGAUUUUUAGAGGAUGUAUGUGCUUUUCAUGGACAAUAGUCUUGAGUCCCGUUUAUAGAACUAUACUGUCAAGCCCUCAUUUGCUGAAGAGCACAGCUCUAGUUCAGAUGUUAGUCACCAUCAGAAUGUCAACACUCCAUCUGUGCAGCAGGGGAAUGUGUUUUUCUACAAUUGUGUAAAAAAAACAAAAAGCGUGAAGGGUAUGGGAAGCAGUCCUGGUUGAUUUCUUAAAGAGAAUUUCUUUAGGCAUUGUAUCAUAUCAGUGGUGUUAUCCUUUGGUCAUGUUUUUGGUUUCUUAAAAAAAUUUCAACAGGGGAAAAAAAAAUUAAUUUCAAGAAUGUUUCAUUCAUAGCUAAAUAACUUGUAAAUGGAUGUCCUUAUCAUGAAAAACGAUUCCUGUUGAGGACCCACUGAAAAUUGGCAACCAUUUUGCAAGUGAAAACUUGUUGACCUAGUUCUGGCUGGUACGUGGUUACAGUAUAGCAUCAUCUGUAUGGGAUGCAUGAUAGAUGGUGAUUUUUGUGGCUAUGUUUCUCCUGAAGACUCAUCACUUUCAUGUGAACAUAACAAAGAACAAUUGCUAUCCUGAUACUGAUUGCUAGCAUAGAGAAAGUGCUCUAAAAGAAUGAAAACAAGAACUUGGAGGAAUUCAGUCAAACAAACUGAUUUUUACAGUGUGUCCUGCUGUCACUUCUUGAUGGUGUUGUAGAUGAGUCAGGAAGCUCUCAGUCUCAAGUUGGGUCGUUGGUAGUGAGGGUUAUUGGUACUGAGCCCCUGUCCACCGUUAAUGAAAUAUAUAAUAUAAUAGUUUGCACAUUGAUUGUUUUGGAGAUGCCGGUUCGAGGUAUGUUGCAACAGCACUAUACAUUUCAAUGCACUAGUUAAUGCUUUGCACUUUGUUCUCUAGGCUUUAUUCUUCUUCUUGUGUGUCAACAUGGUCUUUAUAUUUAUAUGUGAUACCAGUCCAACUUGAACAAUUCUUAUUGUGUAUUGAGGCAUUUGCUAGAUAUGUCAUUCUUUUUGUAGGGACGUUUUUAGGACUAUAGUACUUCCACUUGCUCUCUCGGAAAGGGUAAAGUGUUGGGAUUUGUUGUUGUUUUUUUUGUUGUUUUUUUUUUUGGGGGGGGGGGGGUUGCUUCAAAUUGUACAAACAAAUUUAUUGUUUUGAAAAUUUGUAAAGAAGAAAGUAAAGAUAAAGAAAACUGAAUGCUACCGAAUAGCAAAAAUUAACAUUAAAAAGAAAAGGUUGAAUAAUUUGUUCAGUACGGUCACUUGUCACCUUUUUUUCAAUGGGCUGAAGAACAAGAAUUGAUAAAGAGUGGUUUCUUUUUUUUUCUUUCCUUUUUUUCCUCCUCCCCCGGUAACGGAUAUUGUGAUGAUCAAAACUGUGUACUAAAUAUUGUACUUGUUUGGAAAUGAAGUGCCUCAUUCCUUACUUCUUCCACCUCCGCUGAUGUGGAGUUUCAAGUGGAUGAAUUUCUAUAUCUUAUGUCAUGUCAAUAAUGAUGGAUGUGUGCGUUGGGGAAGCUGAGUCUUCUACUCAUAAGUUUCUAGUGGUUUUAAGUUUAGAAAGAUGGAACGAAAUCUUUCAACAAAAAAGUAUGCUGUGCCAAACCUUUUGGGUUGUUGUUCCUUCCCCUACCCCCCCCCCCCCCCCCUCCCAAUGUUUGAAGAUUAGUAUUUUUGCUUUUCCUUGUAGUGGCCAAACUUGUAAAUGUAAAUAAACAAAGUAACAGAAGAUCAUGCUCUGAUAUUUAAACCUAAUCGUAAUUUCCCCGUUCUUUGCUCUUACCACAUGCCCUCAAAGCAAAUUUAGGCAGAUAAAAUUUACUUUAUCGUAUUCUUCAAAAUUCCUGUAGAAAUUUAUCUUCUUUUAUAAUAGAAAUUUUGGCUUCACAGCUCUGUUGCUUGACCUGGCCUCAGUGUCAGCAUGCUUGGUUGUCUCACGGACACCUCAGGAAGCUGUUCCCAUAGCUGCUGGGUGUCUGGCGCAUGCUUUAGGGUUACUUUUGAAUAUGUGACUUGGAGAAGCUGGCACUUGUGGCUUUCAUUGGAACAGGAGGUGUAUAUUUCCAACUGUUGAUGGAAGAGUUAAAGUUUUUAAAAAUGAAGUAUUUAGUGAGACGCGCUGGAAAGCUGUGUAUUUUUCUUUUGGCUUUUCAAGUCUUGCUUCAAUGUAGAGAAAAUAAUGCAUUGUAGGGUAUAAGGGGCUAGAUUGUUCAUAUUUUUAUCGUUUCGUCUUUUCUCAAGCAACUAAAGGUCAUUGUCUUUUUUUCAUAAUGUAUACACUUUUACAAAUUAGUGUUUAUUUAUCUGUGCAGAACAUGCUUACUGUUUGUGUAUUCACACUUUGUUUGCUAUGGUAUCUUUUAUGCUUUUAACUAUCCUGGUAUAUAUAAUGUUUAAAAAUUUUAUAUUACAAAAUACAUGAAGUACAAUAUUGUUUAUAAGAUGUUGACCACCCUGUUGUGAGUUUCCUGUGGUGUUAUCAUGUUCAUUUUCAACAUUUUGCCAUACAAAGAAUUCAAUAAAAUGAAAAAAAAAA
Molecule: messenger RNA, 15047 nt
Organism: Aplysia californica (California sea hare)
Lineage: Eukaryota; Metazoa; Mollusca; Gastropoda; Aplysiida; Aplysiidae
Product: CREB-regulated transcription coactivator 1
Exons: 13
Coding region: 68-2377 (769 amino acids)
Biological process (GO): protein homotetramerization; positive regulation of transcription by RNA polymerase II
Cellular component (GO): nucleus; cytoplasm
Molecular function (GO): cAMP response element binding protein binding
Source: RefSeq, a predicted model, not a curated record